AUGAAGACGAUCACCAACCCCUAUGUCCUGACCGCCCUGGCGUGCACGGGCGGCAUGCUUUUCGGCUUUGACGUCUCGUCGAUGUCGGCCAUCCUCUCGACGCCCAACUACCUCGUCUACUUUGGCCCCAACGACAAGAUCACCGAGUGCCCCGACCGUCCUGGCGCUCUCUGCUCGCCCGGCCCCAGUGCCGACGUUCAGGGCGGCAUCACCGCCUCGAUGGCCGGCGGUUCGUUCCUCGGCGCCAUCGUCUCCGGUCUUCUCACCGACCGUCUUGGACGCAAGAAGGCCAUCUUCCUCUCGUGCAUUCUCUGGAUCAUCGGCUCCAUCAUCUCUUGCGCCUCGGUCAACGUCGGAAUGCUCGUAGUCGGCCGUAUCCUCUGCGGUGCUUGCGUCGGUAUCGCCUCGGCCCAGGUCCCCGUCUACAUUUCCGAGCUUUCGGUCGCCAGCAUCCGCGGUCGCCUCGUCGGUUGCCAGCAGUGGUCAAUCACCAUCGGCAUCAUGGUCUUUUACUACGUCAGCUACGGCUGCAGCUUCCUCGGCAACCGCAUCGGCGGCGACCAGGACGGCCGCGGCACCGCCAGCUUCCGCCUGCCCUGGGGCCUGCAGAUGAUCCCCGCCAUCGUCCUUAUGGGCUUCAUUCCCUUCAUGCCCGAGUCGCCCCGCUGGCUCGCGUUCCAGAACCGCCACGAGGAGUGCCUCGAGGUCCUCGGCCAGGUCCACGGCCACGGCGACAUCAACAACCCGCUCGUCCAGGCCGAGUUCCAGGCCAUCCAGCAGGCCGUCGAGGAGGAGAGCAAGAGCGGCUCCGGUUACCUCGACCUAUUCCGCAACGGCAUGGCCUGGAGGACCCACAUCGCCAUGUUCACCCAGAUCUGGUCGCAGCUGACCGGUAUGAAUGUUUGCAUGUACUACAUUGGCUACAUCUUCGCCAUGGCGGGCCAGACCGGCAACAUCGCACUCGUCUCCUCAAGCAUUCAAUACGUCAUCAACGUGCUCAUGACAAUCCCUGCUCUUCUCUAUCUCGACAGGUGGGGACGCAGGCCCACGCUGCUCGUUGGCUCGACCCUGAUGAUGGUCUGGCUGUUCACCAUCGCCGGUCUGAUGGCCAGCUACGGCCACUUUGUCGAGUCCGACACGCCCGUCCGCUGGAAGGUCGAGGGCGCCCCCGCCAAGGCCAUCAUCGCGUGCACCUUCCUCUUUGUCGCGUCGUACGCGCCGACCUGGGGUCCCGUCUCGUGGACCUACCCUCCGGAGCUCUUCCCGACCAGGCUGCGUGGCAAGGCCGGCUCCGUCUCGACCAGCUGCAACUGGAUUUUCAACUUCGCCCUCUCGUACUUCGUGCCUCCUAGCUUCCGCAACAUCCAGUGGAAGUCGUACCUUAUCUUCGGCGUCUUCUGCUUCGCCAUGACCGUCCACGUCUUUUUCGCCUUCCCCGAGACGGCCAAAAAGUCGCUCGAGGAGGUCGACGAGAUCUUCAACUCUGGCGUCCCGGCCUGGAGGACGAGGGCGAUUGCGCAGAACAACAAGACCGAGCAGCUGGCGCGCGACAUCGAGGUCGGCAAGGCUUCGGGACCGAUCUUCACCAAGGACUCUGCCUCGGCCUCGUCGCCCGACUCCGAGUCCAAGGACGAGGCCAAGGCUUGA
Pseudozyma flocculosa PF-1 is the source of this 1647-nucleotide messenger RNA. RefSeq lists its product as uncharacterized. The record is from RefSeq and is a predicted model, not a curated record. Lineage: Eukaryota; Fungi; Basidiomycota; Ustilaginomycetes; Ustilaginales; Ustilaginaceae. Gene Ontology annotation, cellular component: membrane. The coding region runs from base 1 to 1647 and encodes 548 amino acids. The transcript is spliced from 4 exons. Gene Ontology annotation, biological process: transmembrane transport; carbohydrate transport. Gene Ontology annotation, molecular function: carbohydrate:proton symporter activity.